CCUUUUCCAUGAAUAUGAUCUGGAUCAAAUAAUCCCUAUAAAUAUAAGCCCAACACAAGUAAGAUUGUUGGGUGGACAAAGUCAUGCAAAAGCAAAACAACCGGCGAGUCUUUUUCUACCCGAUCAGUUUCUCACCGCGCUUCCAUUCAAAUUCCGCAAGCCAUUUUUCCAUAACACUAGAGACUUUCCGACGAGAUAUCUACCGUCCAAUCGCCGGGAAAGAACGACUAUUCGGACAGACAUCACUAGGUCGGCCACUUCAACUCAAAUUCGAGAUCCCUUCAGAGUUUCUAGCCACCUCCGACGUAGAAACAUGCCGUCGACACGUGUCUUUUGUUUUGGCGGAUGUUGAGCCAAGGAUUCGGGAGAUCCUGGUUUUGUAUGGCAUUCAACUGAUCGGAGAAAGUAGAGGAAGAGCUUUCGAGCUCAAAGCCGAUGCGGAAGAUGUUGAAUAUCACUUGAUGGAAGAAAUUAAAGGCUGGACUACUUGUAUCCCGGCCAAAUCGAUUACUCCGGUCAACGAAUGUACUAUAUGCCUUGAGGAAUUAUGCGACGACGAAGAAUCUAUAGAGACACAUGAUUGUUGUCAUGUCUUCCAUAAAGUCUGUCUUUGGCGCUGGAUUCGGACCAAGAGCUCUUGUCCUCUUUGUCGUCAUCCUAUAUAUUCAAGACCCAAAUUUUAGGAUUUUACAGCUUUUUUUGUGUAAAUGUUCUGAUUAAUUAGCAGAGGAUUCUACUUGGGAAAAUCCUACCAAGAAAAUAUCUCUUAUGUAAAAUAUGGGAUAAUUAAUUUAUUAAAUAAAUAAAAUCAACGAGGCCUAGUUUUAUAAAAAAGACAGGG
Arabidopsis lyrata subsp. lyrata is the source of this 841-nucleotide messenger RNA. Its product is annotated as putative RING-H2 finger protein ATL35. Gene Ontology annotation, molecular function: ubiquitin protein ligase activity. The transcript has a single exon. NCBI's taxonomy places the organism in Eukaryota, Viridiplantae, Streptophyta, Magnoliopsida, Brassicales, Brassicaceae. The coding region runs from base 84 to 683 and encodes 199 amino acids. The record is from RefSeq and is a predicted model, not a curated record. Gene Ontology annotation, biological process: protein ubiquitination.